CUACUAAAGAUGUUUGCUUCACAUGUGUUGUUUUAUUAUUGGAAUUGAAUGAUAUUUUUUUAACAAAAAAUUUUUUCUUAUUACACUAAGCUACUAAUCUUCCCUCUAAAUAAGUAUAAAUAUAUUUGUUUUAUUUUUUAAGAUAAUGAUGCUAGUUGUCUAUUUAAUAUUUUUAUUUACAGUUUGGGCGAAUUGUAUUCAAAGUGGCUUAAAAGGGCUACACAGCUCCCGUCUGCUAGGCCAUUGCUGCAUCCUCCAUAUAUCCCAGUGCUCCGUGAUAUAUUAACUCGUGGACGACGUAGUUCUGUACGGCAUGCUAGACCAACCAUAGAAAGACCUCCACGACCUGCAUCACCGGCACCACAACAGCUCAUAACAUGUGAUACUUUACAUUCCUCUUCACAAGAACCUGAACAGUUUGCUUCUCCGGCAAAUGAAUUGAGUGUAGCAUCUGUAGCUGAACAACCUUCUGCAGCUGAACAACCUUCUGCAGCUGAACAACCUUCUGCAGUUGAACAACCUUCUGUAGCUGUACAACCUUCUGCAUUUAAACAAGUACGGCCAAAAUCACAUUUACCGAUAUGCCCUGUGCCAGUUAGGCCUACAGGACCUGCAAUAGCUGAACCACAAAGGAAUAUAGCCAAUGUACCACAUACUCCACUUGUAUCAGAAAAGAUAAUAAAACCAGACUCAAUAUGGACUCCACCACACACAUCUGACUCACAAUUUCCCAAAUCACAACAAAUUACACUAUAUGCUGUUGAGCAACCUAUAGCAAACGAAGAAGAACAGUUGAUGUAUGAAUAUGAAGGGCGCAAUGAAUCCGAUAAUGAAGGGUACAAUCAACUCGGGUAUGAGACCCCACCUAUACCUGCUGAAGAGCAGCUGCUAAUGCCACUUGACCUUGAACAGAUUACACUACCCGAUAUUGAGUAUCCAUAUAUACGAGUGCACCGUGAUAUAUUAACUCGUGCACGACGUAGUUCUGUACGGCAUGCUAGACCAACCAUACAAAGACCUCCACGACCUGCAUCACCAGCACCACAACAGCUCAUAACAUGUGAUCCUUUACAUUCCUCUUCACAAGAACCUGUACAGUUUGCUCCUCCGGCAAAUGAAUUGAGUGUAGCAUCUGUAGCUGAACAACCUUCUGCAUUUAAACAAGUACGGCCAAAAUCACAAUUACCGAUACGGCCUGUGCCAGCUAGGCCUACAGGACCUGCCAUAGCUGAACCACGAAUGAAUAUAGCCAAUGUACCACAUACUCCACUUGCCCCACCUAUACCUGCUGAAGAGCAGCUGCUUAUGCCACUUGACCUUAGACAGAUUACACUACCUGAUAUUGAGUAUCCAUAUAUACAAGUGCACCGUGAUAUAUUAACUCGUGGACGACGUAGUUCUGUACGGCAUGCUAGACCAACCAUACAAAGACCUCCACGACCUGCAUCACCGGCACCACAACAGCUCAUAACAUGUUAUCCUUUACAUUCCUCUUCACAAGAACCUAUACAGUUUGCUCCUCCGGCAAAUGAAUUGAGUAUAGCAUCUGUAGCUGAACAACUUUCUGCAGCUGAACAACCUUCUGCAUUUAAACAAGUACGGCCAAAAUCACAUUUACCGAUACGCCCUGUGCCAGUUAGGCCUACAGGACCUGCAAUAGCUGAACCACGAAGGAAUAUAGCCAAUGUACCACAUACUCCACUUGUAUCAGAAAAGAUGAUAAAACCAGACUCAAUAUGGACUCCACCACACACAUCUGACUCACAAUUUCCCAAAUCACAACAAAUUACACUAUAUACUGUUGAGCAACCUGUAGCAAACGAAGAAGAACAGUUGAUGUAUGAAUAUGAAGGGCGCAAUGAAUCUGAUAAUGAAGGGCACAAUGAACUCGAAUAUGAAGGGCACAAUCAACUCGAGUAUGAGACCCCACCUAUACCUGCUGAAGAGCAGCUGCCUAUGCCACUAGACCUUGGACAGAUUACACUACCUGAUAUUGAGUAUCCAACAGCAGCAGUAGGAGAAGAACUUAUGCAUGAUCAUGCACAACAAACAUUAACUGAGAGACAGUGGCCUAUUCAACAAGGACUUGGACAGAUUACACCUACUGCCGAAGAACAACAAUUUAUGUAUGAAUAUGCAUUGCAUAAUGCAUUUAGACAUGAGCAACAAACAACACAUGAGCCACAGUGGCGUACAUCUCAAGAGUUGGAACCAAUUGGUCUUGUUCCACAUGCCUUUGUACCAUGGCAGUUACCUUGCAUGUAUUGCGGAAUGAGGUAUUCUGAUCCAAUUCAUCGUGUUGAUCAUGAUGGCAGAGAAUUUCCUCCCUUUUAUAUUAGUCUAAUGAAAUAAAUAUAUAAGUCUAACAUAAUUGUUAAGUUCAGUAUUGUGUAUUCAGUAUAUUUACUGUAAUCAGUUUAAGUAUUCUAUAUUUAUAACCUAUACUUGUAAUCUAUAUUUGAUAUUUUUAUAUUUGUAAUCUCUAUUUUUAAUCAUGAAAAUAUAAAAUUAUGCGUUUUCUGAGAAUUUUUAUUUUAACUAUAGAUGAGUUUUUUUCCUUAGGAAAUAUAGUAAUUCAACAAAAACUCCAAAAAAGGGUGUGGAUAGGAAAGGGAUAAGAAUUCCAGCUGAACACAAGAAAAAUUGGUAAAUCUGGUGAUUGGGAUGAAAUAGCUAUACAUUUCUUGAAAUUAUCGUAUAGUAUAAUAAGCUCAGUAUUGUCCCAUAUCUUUAACCAAGCACUGCAGUGUGAAACUUUCUCUACACUCCUAAAAUUGUCAAAAGCUAUCUCUAUUUUUGUAAAAAAGGAUCUCUAAUAAUCAUCCAAUUUCCUUUUUAAGUAAUGUUUAACAAAUAAUUAAGGGAGCUCUCCAUAACUGACAGAAUGAUUUUUUUAGAGGCAAAUAAUCUUAUUAAUAAUGAGUAAUUUGGAUUUAGGAAGAAUAGAAACUGAAACAUCAUCCCUCAAAUCAUUUGUGAAUGGUGUGUCUGGGGCCUUGGAUGGGUUACAGUUACAUCUGGUGUUUUUUGCAACAUUUCUAAGGCUUUUGAUCGUGUUAAUCACAGACAUUUGUUAGUAAUAUUUGUAGCAUUGGCAUGAGGCAAAAUGCACUUAAUAUCUUGCAGUAGUAUUUGAAUAAAAGUAAUUAGAACUAUCAUUUAAAAAGGUCAAAUAGCUUAAGUGUACAUGAUCUAAUGUUUGUUUUGUAGUCCCACAAAGGUCAGUCUUGGGACCUAUUUUAUUCUUAAUCUAUAUAAAUAAUCUCUCUGAUGACCUUUCCCUUAAUAUCACACUUUUUGCUGAUAGUUCAAGUGUCCUAAUUAUUAAAAUGAAUACUGAAUUAUAAAAAUCAGAAUCAGCAGUAUGCUUGAUUUGAAAAUUGUUUGAAACAAAUGGACUUUUACUAAUUAAUUCUAAAACAAAUACUAUACAGUUUCAAGCUAGACAAAAUCUAAAUAUACAAUUAGACAGUAAUAAAUAUAACUUCUCUUUUAAUAUAUUUGUAGGAAUAUUGAUUGAUCAAAUUUUAAAUUUUAAAGUACACAGCCAAUAUUUGUCACUAAAGUUAAAUACAUUUAGAUUUGCAAUGAGGAUUUUGGUUAAUACAGUUUCUCUUCAAAGUCACAAAACUGUUUGUUUAUCUACAUCUAAUAUGUUUUAAAAUAUGGAAUAUUAAUAUGGGGAUCCUCAAACAGUACAGAUAAAUCCCUACAGUUGCUGACCUUAAUUCAAACUAACUAAAAUUUUAGACUAUGAUCUUGUCUUUAUAUAUAUGAAAAUUUGAUAGCAGUGUACAGAGACCCCUUAGCAUUUGAAAAGUUUUAUAAACAUAUGUACAACAUUAGACAAAAAAACAAUUUUUAAUUAUCCGAUACAUAAUUUAACUCU
Molecule: messenger RNA, 3889 nt
Organism: Homalodisca vitripennis (glassy-winged sharpshooter)
Lineage: Eukaryota; Metazoa; Arthropoda; Insecta; Hemiptera; Cicadellidae
Product: proteoglycan 4-like
Exons: 2
Coding region: 796-2352 (518 amino acids)
Source: RefSeq, a predicted model, not a curated record